AUAGACCAGUCUUUAUAUUUUAUGUCACUUCGUUCAACUAGACAUUUCGAAGGUCGGUUGGAUGGACCAUCAUGGGAAACUCCAACAGCCACAAGCGGACUGGAUGUUCCAACAAAGUGGAGCACUGGUCAUUGAUCCAGAAUACACCAGUAACUGGAGUCUUGCAGUCUUGUUCUUAUGGGAGAUGGAUAAAAACUCAGCGCAGCAUCUGUGGCUAUGCAGACUAUGCUGACUUCACUACUUGUCGUGAGUCCAGGAGAAGAUGUGGAGUACUUGCCAAACCUGACACUACAUGUGGACGGUACUUUGUGCCAAGUUUCAAAUCCAAGUCAGAAUUGCUGAUUGUAGAAAAGCAGAAAUGGUAUGUUGGUAACUUCAAACUCCCACGUGUACCUGUCCCAGACCCACAGUGGGUUCGCCAUUCCCAACAUAAUCGAAAUCGAAGGGAAUGCAGUGUGGUUGCAUACAGCAAUGGACUUGUUGUUGUUCAAAUAAACACCAACAGGUAUUAUUUGUCACCAAAAUUCUAUAUACUAGACAUUGAAACAGGUCAGGUUGUCGGCCAUUUUCUGAUGUUCUACCACUGUAGGAGAUGGUAUGAGUGCUAUAUUUCACCCAAUAAACACAGAAUUCUUUUACGUCCUGACAGUCUCACAAGGGUGGUUGCUUUACCUGACAAUUACCUGUUGGAAAAUGUCUACAUUAAUCCAAACACCAAUCACUCUAGUCUGUCCGUGGGAACCAUCCCGCCAAUUUUUCGUGCUCAUGUUAUGACAUUUAAUGCCUUAGCUGGUGACAACAGAAUUGUCAUGGCAAGCCAGAAAGAUCUAGAAAUCCGCUCUGUGGAAACAUGGGAUAUUCUGUAUGGUGUUCAGAAUCUGGAUCUCCCAACAAACAUACAACAGAUGAAAUCCAGUCCUCUUGGUGACUUCAUCGCUCUACGCUGUGUUCACCCUGUUCAUUGUAAGGAAUACAGCGUCAAUGUAAUUGCUGUGCUCAACUUCAGAACUUUAGACAUUUUGUUCAAAGUGGAUGUGUGUGGUUGCUACUGGCCUGUGUCAGAGGUUAUCAAUCUCCAAGUGUUCCCUUACUUCUCGCCUGGAGAAGCAUCCAUUUCUCUGAUGAAGAACUGUACCUAUCACCGCAAGGUUGUCACAUACAAGCUCCCUAUUCCCCGCUUGAAUUUGCAAUACCUGUGUCGCAGAGCAAUACUCCAUCUCACAAAUUUCAGAGAUCUGAGCAAACUUCCUCUUCCAAAGAAGAUCAUCAGCUUUCUCCAGGCUAAACCACCUGUUAUCAAGGACAAGCCAUUGUAAUUGUUCAGCUCUCACCACAUGAAUAACUAUCACUUUUGAAAUCUGAAAGAUUUAGCAAAUUUGGAAAGUUUAUCAUAUGUCUCUCUAUCAUUUCAUAUUAUAUCUACAACAUACAAGCAGGACAAAAUCAUCAAUGUCUUUCCAUUUUCAAAUAACUUUCAAACAUUUAUAAACCUGGAUGGAAAAAGUGUUUUAUGUUAUUAGAUGUUUUACCUAAAUUUCUGAGAGGGAGUGUUUCAGUCCGUAUCAUUGCAGAUGGGCAUACAUGUAUCAUUUUAGUCAAAUAGAUUAUUUAACAAAAUGCCGGAGACAAUGAGGUUGAUAUGAUUUGAGAUUUGUCUUAUAGUGACAUGCAUGAACCGAUUAAAUACAUAAAUUUUGUACCACCUCUAAGAUUACAAAAUAGUGAGGAGACAACUUAUUCAUUUUUAGGGGCUUUCCCUGUUUGGCAGAUCUAGCCUACUAUUUUUACUAGAGCCAGCAGUAGAUUUAUAGACCAUUCACACAAAGUCACUUCUCCAAACAGAAGCUAGAUAAGCAUUAUUGACUGUUUUGUAAAUGUAUUCACUAAUCAAUAAGAGUUUUACAGUAACUGAUCACGGUCCUAAGGUAAAGCCAAUGCCACAGUAUGACAAAGAAUGAUAUAUAGCUGUUGCGUUGUUUCUAGAGUAACCAUCUCUUACCUUGGACAGGUAAAUCCACACUUUUUAGUGGUAUCAGAUCUUGUCUUGGGUUUAGACAGAGGGGUUUCCUUCUCAGGACAAUGACAUGAUGUCACAGUAACAAUUCAAUGGCAACAAUUAAAUCAUGUUAACAACAUAACCUAACUCGCAAGUACUAACUUCCAAGGGGGUAAAAAAUUCUAUAAAUCUUGGUCCUAUGAUAAAGCCAAUGUCAUGGUACAAUACUUGAUAAUAAGUGUUGUCUGGUGUCUAGAGUUACUCAUC
Ylistrum balloti is the source of this 2263-nucleotide messenger RNA. RefSeq lists its product as uncharacterized. NCBI's taxonomy places the organism in Eukaryota, Metazoa, Mollusca, Bivalvia, Pectinida, Pectinidae. The transcript has 2 exons. Bases 72 to 1316 code for a protein of 414 amino acids. The record is from RefSeq and is a predicted model, not a curated record. Gene Ontology annotation, biological process: intracellular signal transduction.